CUUUUUGGCACCAGGGACUGGUGUCAUGGAAGGCAAUUCUUCCAUGGACGGGUGGGGUUGGGGAUGGUGUUGGGAUGAUGCAAGUGCAUUACGUCCAGCUCACCUCCUGCUGGGCAGCCUGGUUCCUAACGGGCCCAGACCGGCACUGGUCCGUGGUCUGGAGUUGAGGACCUCUGCUGUGCAACUUUCAUUUUUGUAACCCUUUUGUCUUAAUGAUUGUGAAAAUUAAUAAAGGAAACUUCCACAGCAGCUGAAGUUGGGAAGGCCUGUGGAAGGAGCCGUCAUGCUCCACGACUCCUCUCCUAUUACCGGCAGACAUCAGUCACACACCCUGACGGGAAGAGACAUCCCUUUAACUUCCAGACAGGAAGUGCAGCCACUUUACUACUCCGGGAGGGGAAAGGAGUAGAGACUUCGCUCUUGCCCAGCACCAAGCCCAACCAGUGGAAACACUGCAGCCCAGCCAAUGAGAAGGUGUGCUCACCCGAACUCUCCCUUUCUCCCAAUGAACUUUCGGUUUUUUCUUGCUGAUGACUUCCUCGUCCCACCCUCCUUUCUGUAAAAGCCUUCCAUCUUUUUUUCUUCUAAAUUUAUUUUUCAGUUGUGAUUGAUAUGCAAUAUUAUGUUAGUUUCAGGUGUACAGCAGUGAUUAGAAUUUGUAAAGCUUACGAAGUGAUCGCCCCGGUGCUCCACGGGAAGAUGUUCGACAUCAGGAUUAUGACUGCCGCUGGUGUUGCCUUAUUGGUCGCCAUAUUUGUGCUGAUGUCCUGUGUCACCAGUCUUCUAUGCAAACUGAUCGACAUAUUGAAAGCUCCAAAGCUACCUGUUUGUUUUGCCUUCAAAACUAAUCCCUUCAUGGUCACCCGGGACAAGAUCACGGCAGCCUCCUCCGUAACGGGUGGGUCCUACCGCAACGCCCAGUGCUGUGACGAAUGUAACUUGCCUGCUGACUUUGAGGCCCUGCCCCCGUGCUUCUGUGACGCCAACGAGGGUCUCUGACUUGGUGCGCACGCAUAUCCAAAGAGCGAUUAUUUCCUCCCUCAUAGAC
Phyllostomus hastatus (greater spear-nosed bat) is the source of this 1048-nucleotide messenger RNA. RefSeq names its product protein FAM24A-like. Bases 613 to 999 code for a protein of 128 amino acids. The record is from RefSeq and is a predicted model, not a curated record. The transcript is spliced from 3 exons. NCBI's taxonomy places the organism in Eukaryota, Metazoa, Chordata, Mammalia, Chiroptera, Phyllostomidae.